Messenger RNA from Naegleria fowleri, 2856 nucleotides. RefSeq lists its product as uncharacterized. Gene Ontology annotation, molecular function: zinc ion binding; metalloaminopeptidase activity; peptide binding. Gene Ontology annotation, cellular component: cytoplasm. The coding region runs from base 1 to 2856 and encodes 951 amino acids. Lineage: Eukaryota; Heterolobosea; Eutetramitea; Acrasida; Naegleriidae. Gene Ontology annotation, biological process: proteolysis; peptide catabolic process. The record is from RefSeq and is a predicted model, not a curated record. The transcript has 2 exons.
AUGAUGGUAAACAGUAGUGCUUCAAGUGCUCUACAGAGAAAAACUCUCAAUUUAAUUUAUUAUUGCUCGAUUGCAUUAUUCGGUUUCAUCUUCAUUUUGUUAGCAUCAUGGGGUGCCUAUCGACUUCAAUUUGCUGGAAAAGGAAAGCCAAUUAUUCAAGAUGAAUUUCCAUAUCGUUUACCUGAUAACAUCUCUCCAACUCAUUAUGAUAUUCAAUUAGAGCUUCAAGCCGAUAACAGUGCAACAUUCAAUGGACGAGUCUCGAUUUAUCUGAAGGUCAUUGAAGCAACUAAAACAAUUGUAUUGAGUGCAGAAGAGUUGCAGUUUGUGGCUUUGAUUAAAGCUAAUGCAGAUCAAAAGAAUGAGCAUAACAAAACGGGAAUUGUUCCUUCUGUGAAUGGCAAGAUUGAAGGAGUAUCACUUGUUAAUUCAAAGACAAAUGCAGCAAUGGAAUUAACCGGUUUCUCCACAGCUGAUUUAGUCAAAUACAGAAAAAUACAAGUCUAUUCCAAACAGGCACUAGAAAAGAAUGGACAAUACAGCUUGACCAUUGAUUAUAUUGGCUUGAUUCGUAAUGAUAUGAGAGGAUUUUAUCAAAGCAAAGCAGCAGAUGGUUCUCUUGUUUUAUCGACACAAAUGGAAUCUGAGGAUGGAAGAGCUGCAAUUCCACUAUUUGACGAACCAAGGUUUAAGGCAACAUUCCAAAUGACCAUCACAACUCCUGUUAAAAACGACAAGACUCGAAUUUUAUUCAACACAGACGAAAUUAGUAGAAGUACACUUUCAGAUGGAAGAGUUAAGGUGAAAUUUGAUAAGACUCCCCUCAUGUCUACUUAUUUAAUCGCAUUCAUCAUUGGACAAUACGAUUACAUUGAGAAAUCAGCAGAUGGCAUUCGCCACAGAAUUUAUACCCCUGUUGGAAAGGAAGAACAAGGAAGAGAUGCACUUGAAGCAGCUGUGAAAAUUACCAAGUUCUUUACUGAUCUCUAUGGAGUCAAGUAUCCAAUUAACAAGAUGGAUCAAAUUGCAAUUCCUUCUUUCGCAAGCGGAGCUAUGGAGAACUUUGGACUUAUUACCUACCGAGAAACGUACUUGUUAUUCGAUAAUGCCACUGCAUCACAAUCAGACAAAGAGAAUGGUAUUGAAGUAGUUUCUCAUGAAAUAAGCCACCAAUGGAACGGCAACAUUAUUACAUGUGCCUAUUGGACACAACUCUACUUGAAUGAAGGUUUUGCAACCUUUAUGGAAACCUAUGCACUUGACAAAACCUAUCCAUCAUGGAAGAGAGGUCUCAAAAAGCUCACCAAUAGUGUGAUUUAUGCUGCUGACGCUGAUUCUGUUGCAAGUGCAGAUCCUAUAGUAAGAGAAUACAAGAAGAUUCAAUCGAAAGAUGAAAUCGAUGGUCUUUUUAAUUCCAUUACAUAUGAUAAGGGCGGUGCUAUUUUGAACAUGUUCUUUAACUAUUUAGGUGAAGAAACAUUUGUGAAAUGGAUGAGACAGUAUUUUGCCAAAUAUCAAUAUCAGAAUACUAACACCACUCAAUUGUUAGAGCUUUUACCUGUUUCAGAUGUCAAAGGAACUGCCGAAAAAUUCUCCACAUGGCUCUAUCAAGCUGGAAUGCCAAUUAUCAAUGUGAUAAAAGAGGCAGAUGGCUCACUAACUCUCACACAGAGAAGAUUCUUUUCCUACGCCAACUCUUCUCAAGUUGAACAAUUUAAAAACAGCAAAUGGUGGAUCCCUUUGACUUAUGUCACUGAGAUCGAUGACGAUGCUGAAGUGAAAAGAAUUGAAUUUCCUGCGUCACAGACCUCUUUAAAGAUUACUGAUAAGGCUGUGAAAUUUAAUCAUCACAAAAACGGAUUCUAUCGAGUGAAUUACCCAAAGAGCAUGUGGACCGAUUUAAUUUCCAAUAUCAAGGAGUUUGACACUCAGGAUCGAUUUGACUUGUUCAAUGACCUCUUCUCAAUUGCAACCUCUACAGUUGAAACUAUUGAGUCCUCCCUCAUGUUUGAUAUGUUACUUGCAUUGAAGGAAGACGAAACUAGCAUUUUGUGGGAGAGCAUGUAUCAAUCUGUACUCAAAUUGAAUCAAUUAUUGGCCGGUGAGAGUGUUUCUCUCUCUUUCAGCAGAAUGGUUUUAGAUCUAGUUCAAAAGCAAUAUGAGAAAAUUGGAUGGGAAAACCGUAGUAGUGACGACGACGAUUUAGCUGAACAGAAAGAAGUUCGACCCUUCGUUUUGAACUUGGCAUGUCGCUUCGGAAAUGUGGAUUGUAUUGACCAAGCUCUUAAACGUUAUCAUGAGAGAAAUACCACUGCCAUUCCUCCCGAGUUGCGUAAUGUGAUCUAUCGAACUGUGGUCUCUAAGGGUGGAGAACGAGAAUAUUACCAAGUAUUGGAACAAUUCAAAGCAGAACAAGACUCUGUGGAAAGAACCAAACUCAUGUACGCUUUAGCGUAUAGCCCUUCCAUUCCACUCCUUCAAAACACUUUGGAAUUGUCUUUGAGUCCUCUCGUCAAACCUCAAGAUAGCAUAUUCCUUAUCAGAGAAGUGGCUAGAAAUGUACCAUAUGGAACCGAUGUUGCUUGGAAUUUCGUAAGAUCACGUUACGAUGCGAUUGUCAGCAAGUGUGGACAAGACCAAGUAAGCAAUAGACUUGUCUUCGGAGUUGGAUCACUUUUCAACAAUUUACACUACAAGCAAGAUAUUGAAACCUUCUUUGGACCUCGUUUGCAAAGUAUUAGUUUGAUGCACUACAGAAAUACCUUAGAAGCAAUUGAUAAGAAUGCCAAAUUCUUGGAAAAACAUCUUUCUUUCAUUGAUUCUUAUUUGAAAUCCAAAUAUCCAGCAACCUUUUAG